Molecule: messenger RNA, 1596 nt
Organism: Adineta ricciae
Lineage: Eukaryota; Metazoa; Rotifera; Eurotatoria; Adinetida; Adinetidae
Source: the annotation of a GenBank genome assembly
AUGUUAACCAAACGACGAAUCUUAGCAUUACUCAAAUUGAUCGCAGUUUCAUUUUGCAUUGUUUUACUGCAAAAAAGUUACGUUCCACUAUGGAAUCAUUCGACGCCAAUAGAUCAAACAAAUAGAACAUUGGAAACACGAAUUCGUUGUAUAGGUCCACUGAUCAAUCAAUCCUGUUUAUUCGAAAAUCUCUAUUAUAUCAAUGGCGAAUUUAUCAUUUUAACAGUCAACGGAACGUCGCUACCAGAUUAUUCUGUUCGAACGAAUUCGCUUCAGCUUUGGCCAAAAGUACGACAAAAGCGUGUUUUUGAUUCUUAUUCGUCUCUGGAACAUUUCGUUCGAACAAUUGCUGAACCGACAAGUAUUCCUGAUGUCACUGUUUAUUUUAUUCAAGAUUGGCAAUACAAUAUUGGUCAUGCAUUAUUUGACGGACUGUACCCUGCUUAUCUUGCUUUGAUUCGUUUCUCUCCUCGACAUCUUCAUCCAUUUCGACUAUUUACAGAUUUUCGUGAUUGUGAUAAAUGUUGGACUGAAGACAUCUAUCAACGAUUCUCUGGCCUGCCAAUUAUCAAAGAGCUUCAGUUCAUGCAGACGUCCACGCGGCGAUGGUUUAUGUUCGAAGAGAUCAUUAUGGGAAGUGGAAUGAUGUGUCAACGUUGUACGCAAACAAAUUUUCAAUUACCUGGUGGAAUUGAACUGGACGGCUCACGGCUCUUUCGUGAUCGAAUGUAUCGCCAGCAUGGAUUAUUACCACCAAGAGUUCGACAUCGAUCGUCAUCUGAAUAUCGAACAUCAAAUGAUGUUCUUCGCACUUAUGUGAUUCAUAAUAAACGUUUUCACGAGGAUGAUAUUCAACAGAUUCAAGACGCCAUCGCUGAGAUCAACAACUAUACGCAUUUCUUUAAAAAGGAACAACAGCAGCAGCAGCACCCGUUAAUUCACAUAUCUUAUCUUCACUAUGAAGAUAUACCACUUCGCAAUUUGACUCCGUCACUAUUUCAAGAUAACAAAUUCAUUGCACAAUUACGUCUCUUACGACAGAUGGACAUUCAUAUAAGUGCGCCGGGGACAGGUCAAAUGUAUCAAACGUUUUUACCGGACGGUUCUAUUCAUAUCAAUCUCGGUGGUUUAAAACCCGAUGGGUCAGAUAAAACAAAGAAAGUGUUUACUUCGUUCGGCGAACAAUAUAUGACAAGCGGGACACCGUAUAUCAAAGGUCUUUAUUACCCAAUUAAUGAACGAGUAAAAGGGAUUCGACAAGAUGAGGUUGUGCGAUUAGUCCGACAAGCAGCGAAAUUAAUCCUUGAUGGGUUCGCCAUACCAGUGAAUCCAUAUGAUAACUUGGCGAACGAUGGACAAUUGUUUAUAGAAAUGUGUGCUAAAGAUCCAGUUUUUUGUUCGUUAGUAACAACAAGACCUGCACAAACACAUUUUCCGUGUUUUAACUUUUGGAUUGAAGAGCUUAUUCAUGAGUAUCGACAAUGGAAAGUGGGAGGAGUAGUUGACAAUCAAAAAAAUCUCACUUGUACAUACGAUCAAACUUUACUACGACAACUAAGACAGAAGUACAGAAUUACACACAACUGUUCGUUUUGA